GCUUCGUGCAGCCGUAGUUGAGAGUUAGCAGGCUAACUAGAGAAAGAAAGCUAACUAAUCGUGAGAGUGUAAGUGGAAGACAACUGUCAAAAGAGAAAGGAGAACAAAAAGUCCAGAGGAGUAAAAAUUGAGUUAGUUUAUUACAUAAUCCGAUUUAUAGUUAGUUAGUAGAGCAAAAGAGCGUGUUUAUCAGAUGCCUGAGGAGCAUUUUGGAUACUACAUCGAUUGUCCCAUUUCCAAACGGAAACCAUUUCUGGACAGACAGUUCGUGCGAGCUAGCUUCUAUUCUUGAAUAAUCCAGGAGACUCUUCAUUGUCACCUCAAACCCAGACUGAAUGUUUGGUCUGUCAUGAGUCCGGCCGGGUGCUCCCAUGUGAACGGUUAUAAGGUGGAUAAUUGGAAACAAAACCUUCGAGUCAUUUACCAAUGCUUUGUUUGGAGUGGUUCUGCUGAGACCAGGAGACGCAAGGCCAAGUCGUGUAUCUGUCACAUGUGUGGCGCCCACCUGAAUCGACUCCACUCUUGUCUCUACUGUGUGUUUUUUGGCUGUUUUUCGAAGAAACAUAUCCACGAACACGCGAAAAACAAGAGACACAAUCUAGCAAUUGACUUAUUGUACGGUGGAAUAUAUUGUUUUGUGUGUCAAGACUACAUUUACGACAAAGACAUGGAACAAAUUGCCAAAGAGGAGCAGAGGAAAGCGUGGAAGUUACAAGGCAUUGGGGAGAAAUACACAACGUGGGAGCCGACCAAGAGGGAGCUGGAAUUAUUAAGACACAAUCCAAAGCGGAGAAAAAUCACUACAAACUGUACUAUAGGUUUACGAGGGCUAAUAAACCUGGGCAACACAUGCUUCAUGAACUGUAUCGUUCAGGCCCUAACGCACACGCCACUGCUGCGGGACUUUUUUCUCUCCGACCGACACAAGUGCGAGAUGCAAUCAAACUCCUGUCUGGUGUGUGAGAUGUCGCAGCUCUUUCAGGAGUUCUACUCGGGCCACCGUUCACCCCACAUUCCCUUCCGGCUGCUGCAUCUGGUGUGGACUCACGCACGUCACCUCGCCGGCUACGAGCAGCAAGACGCUCACGAGUUCCUCAUCGCAGCGUUGGAUGUACUCCAUAGACACUGCAAAGGAGACACGAUCAGAGACGACAAUGGGAAGAAGGCCAACAAUCCAAACCACUGUAACUGCAUCAUUGACCAAAUCUUCACCGGGGGCCUGCAAUCAGAUGUUACCUGUCAGGUUUGCCAUGGGGUUUCCACAACGAUAGAUCCGUUCUGGGACAUCAGUUUGGACUUGCCAGGCUCAUCCACGCCUUUCUGGCCUCUCAGCCCUGGAGGAGAUGGCAGCGCCGUCAACGGAGAGAGCCACCUGUCAGGAUCUACCACGCUCACAGACUGCCUGCGCAGGUUUACACGACCCGAGCAUCUCGGAAGCAGUGCCAAAAUCAAGUGUGGUGGUUGCCAUAGUUACCAGGAGUCCACCAAACAGCUGACAAUGAAGAAGCUCCCCAUUGUAGCAUGUUUCCAUCUCAAACGGUUUGAGCACUCUGCUAAACUGCGGAGGAAAAUUACUACAUACGUUUCCUUCCCUCUAGAAUUAGACAUGACUCCCUUCAUGGCAUCCAGUAAAGAGAGCAGAAUGAAUGGGCAGUAUCAACAGUCGGGUGAUGUAUUAAACAACGACAAUAAGUAUUCCUUGUUCGCGGUGGUCAACCACCAAGGAACAUUAGAGAGCGGCCACUACACCAGCUUUAUCCGUCAGCACAAAGACCAGUGGUUCAAAUGUGAUGAUGCCAUAAUCACCAAGGCCAGCAUUAAGGAUGUACUUGAUAGUGAAGGGUAUCUCUUAUUCUACCAUAAACAGUUCCUGGAGUAUGAGUAGUCCUUGUGACCAGUGACCAUGAAGAACAGCUGCUUUGAAGGGGGAGAGAGUCAUGGGACUUGGGGGGCAAGGUGAAAUAAAAACACACAAACCUACCUGAAACCUUUGACUACCAGUCUGCUUCUCCGGCUUCGGAGGAUACAAAAGAAAUACUAAAAGACAUGUAAAAUCAUGCAGUCUUUCAAAAAAAAAAAAGAACAAAAAACAA
Cololabis saira (Pacific saury) is the source of this 2093-nucleotide messenger RNA. Its product is annotated as ubiquitin carboxyl-terminal hydrolase 22-like. Gene Ontology annotation, molecular function: zinc ion binding; cysteine-type deubiquitinase activity. Bases 350 to 1885 code for a protein of 511 amino acids. Gene Ontology annotation, biological process: protein deubiquitination. The record is from RefSeq and is a predicted model, not a curated record. NCBI's taxonomy places the organism in Eukaryota, Metazoa, Chordata, Actinopteri, Beloniformes, Belonidae. The transcript has 13 exons.